ACGCACCUUACACAAGCUACAGGCUUCAGCUGCAGCAGAGGACGCAAGCAGCGCUCUGCGCUGCGCCCUGAGGACCUCUUGUGUCUCAGCUCCCUACUUGAGAACAGAUGGAUCUGACGCCGGAGCGCAUCAACAGCGGCACUUUUUGAUUUCUUCUCCAUCCGGAUCUCUUUUAAUCUGUUAUCAUUUUUGCCUGCACUGAUCACAGUUCUAAUGGAUAUUUACGCCUCCACGUUGUCACCAGCGAUGGACAUCGGCACGGGCUGCUAUUUGCUUGUUAUAGCUGUUCUCUCCAUUGUGGGAAACCUGCUGGUCCUCAUCAUGGCAAUUAAAAGGUCGUCAAGGAUGAAGCCGCCGGAGCUGCUGAGCGUGAAUCUGGCAGUGACACACCUGGGAGCAGCUGUCACCAUGUACCCUCUGUCCGUGGCCUCUGCCUGGAACCACCACUGGAUCGGGGGCGAUGUUACCUGUUUAUAUUACAGCCUGGCAGGGUUCUUCUUUGGCAUCGCCAGCAUCAUGAACCUGACUAUCCUGGCCAUAGUGCGCUUCAUUGUUGCCCUCAAUCUGCACUCGCCUGAUGAGAAAAUCAGCUGGAAGAAGACAAAGAUGCUGUGCAUCUGGACCUGGCUGUAUGCUCUGAUCUGGGCUAUGUUACCCAUCCUGGGCUGGGGACGUUACGGCCCGGAGCCUUUUGGUCUGUCCUGCUCUCUUGCCUGGGGAGAAAUGAAACAUGAGGGUUUCUCUUUCGUCAUCACCAUGUUCUCCUUCAACCUCCUCAUGCCUACUAUCAUCAUCAUCUUCUGUUACUUUGGCAUCGCCUUCAAACUCUAUUUCACCUACAAAAAGUCAAUGAACAACAGCAACCGAGUCCCCAAUAUCGUCAAGCUCCAUCGAAGACUGUUAGUGAUCGCUGUGCUCAUCAGUGUAGGCUUCAUAGCCUGCUGGGCGCCCUAUGCCAUGGUAAGCCUGUGGUCUAUUUUCCGUGACAGUAGCACCAUCCCACCUGAAGUCACUCUCCUCCCGUGCAUGUUUGCAAAGAGUUCCACCGUAUACAAUCCUUUGAUCUACUACAUCUUCAGCCAGAGCUUCAAAAGGGAGGUAAAGCAGAUGCGCUGUCUGUGCCUCGGCUUUAACCUAUGCCACAACUCCAACAGCAUCAACGACAACAACGUUUUUAUGGUCAGCACUGACGUCAAGUCGAAAUUAGAAGCACGGCCUACUUUGCAGGAGCUCACCGAGUGAAAGACAGUGAUUCUUGGUUGAAAGACUUUUUUCGGACAUGCUUGAGAAUAAAGACUUUUGUGCUGUGUUAAAUGUGAAAAAAACUAAUGGUCUCAUAAUUUGUCAUCUCACAAGCGUUAAUAGGAUGUACACCAGUACAACCGGUAUGUGCUACUAUAACACAACAAGCAGGGUCAUACUAGCCUUUUUUUGUGUGAGGCCAUGAUGAAUGAGAGGGCAUGUUUGCACAAUAUGUUAAAUGCUGUGAAAGUUCAGCAAAGUAAGCUAUAGAAGAGAGUAAACUCUGUGCUUAAGUGGUGGCUGAAAACCCCUAAAUUAUUGUAGCCCAGAAACAGAGGCCUCCCCACUGCUGCCAGAUGAUUGAAGCAAAGGCGACAGGUGGCAGCCAAACAGGAUUCAAGAAAAUCAUGCAUUUUAACACAAUACAAACCAAAGGUUGUACAGCAGUACAGUACAGUACAAAACUUUAUUUUGAGCAAAGAAAAAAAGAAGUGAUGUUUACUUUAAUGUGUCAUGUUUCAUUUGUGAUACACUUUUGUUUGAGAAAUAACUUUGUGACACCAACUCAGUAUUUUUCCAUGGAAUAAAUCUCUUUCAGUUCAGGAUUACCAUUUACCAACUACUGCAUGUGCUAGAUGUUUUAAUUAAGUGAAUGCUGGAGGAUCCUAUAUUUCAUAAGUCUGCCUCUGAAAAUGUUUACAUAAUGAACACAUAUUGUCCAUGUUCACCCUGUCUGAUGGAUGUAUAAUGGUUUCUAAUAUCAUUUUUAGCAGCAGCUGCAACAAUCUUGUUUAGGAGAAAGAAUGUGACCAGCUAUUAUAUUUUAAGGAUGAGACCAUCGUUAUUCUUUAAUCUUUUUAUUACCAACAAAUUUGGACCAAAACCACACAAUGGAUUUAUUCAACUAACAAGUUUUGUAAGGUAUAGUCAUUAAACUGAUGUUCACUGUGA
Messenger RNA from Epinephelus lanceolatus (giant grouper), 2193 nucleotides. It is a transcript of the gene opn8b, whose product is annotated as opsin 8, group member b. The record is from RefSeq and is a predicted model, not a curated record. NCBI's taxonomy places the organism in Eukaryota, Metazoa, Chordata, Actinopteri, Perciformes, Serranidae. Gene Ontology annotation, molecular function: G protein-coupled receptor activity. Gene Ontology annotation, biological process: G protein-coupled receptor signaling pathway; visual perception. Gene Ontology annotation, cellular component: membrane.